AUGGACUUGAUGAGGCUCACACGGCUCUUCUCUGGCCCCUGUCCUGGGGGACUGUCCAUCCUCCAGCAUCUCAGUGCCCAUGGAGUCAGAUGGACUAGGGGCAGAGAGGGACCUUCAUGGUUGCGGGCCUUGGGGCUGACUGGCCAGAGAAACCAGAAGGACAUGGGUGCCUUCAGCUCUGACCUGAGCCAGCCUGGCCCCACAGCUGCAGUGGAUAAAGAGGAGGAAGAGGAGGAGCGCUUUGGGACUCUCUCCAACAAAUAUUCCUCCCGGAGAAUGUUCCGCAAGUCAACAGCUCAGUUGUACAACCUACAGCUCAAGGAACAAAGUAUGGAGGAUGACAAGGAAAAGGGGCUGGAGCCAAAGCCGUGGCGGGGCCCCCAAAACACCCCCCACUGGUACUUCUUUCAGUGCAAACGACUGAUUAAAGAGGGGAAGCUGGCCGAGGCCCUGGACCUGUUUGAGCGGCAGAUGCUCCAGGAAGAACGGCUGCAGCCCCUGGAGUGCAACUACACGGUGCUGAUCGGAGGCUGUGGGCGGGUGGGCUACCUGAAGAAGGCCUUCCGGCUCUACAAUGACAUGAAGAAGCGGAACCUGGAGCCCUCUGAUUCCACAUACACAGCCCUGUUCAACGUCUGCUCUGAGUCGCCCUGGAAGGAGUCUGCUCUGCAGAGCGCCCUGAAGCUCCGCCAGCAGCUCCGGGCCCGAAACAUCCCGCUCAGCUUGAAGACAUACCAUGCCCUGCUGAAGAUGGCCGCCAUGUGUUCAGACCUCAGGAUGUGCCUCGAUGUCCUUAAGGAAAUCAUCCACAAAGGUCAUGUGGUCACAGAGGAGACCUUCAACUUGCUGCUCAUGGGUUGCAUCCAGGACAAGAAGACGGGCUUCCGCUACGCCCUGCAGGUGUGGCGGCAGAUGCUGAGUCUGGGGCUCCAGCCCAGCCUGCAUGGCUACAACCUGCUGCUGGGGGCUGCACGGGACUGUGGCCUGGGGGACUCAGCGGUGGCCACGGAGCUGCUUUUCAGGCCCCUGGGGGAGGCAGUCCUGCUCCAGCCCCCAGGGGCUCGGUGGCGGCGGGCCAGGAGGACUGCCCAGGCUGUGGUAGGUGGCAUUGUGUCUGCCAGGCUGCAUGUGGAGGCCCUGGAGAGGCAAUUGUUUUUGGAACCUUCUCUGGGGCUAAAGGGGUCUCCAGAAUCCAGGGAGACUAGAGCCCAGUGUGAAGUGGACACUGUGGAAGAGCCAGACCAUACAGUGGCCCUUACCCCUGUGACCCAGCAGUCCCCUCCCUCAGGCCUGGAGGUCAACCUCCUGGCCCUUGGGGCAGUGCCUCCAGCUGUGGUCUCACUGGGAACAGUGGCCACCCCAGCAGAUAGGCUGGCCCUGAUGGGGGGCAUAGACGGCUUCCUUGGCAACAUGUUGGAGCACGGGCUGCAGCCCAGCAUCAAGACCCUCACCCUGCUUGCUGAGGUGGUGGCGCCUGGCAGCCCCUCAGAGUCCUCACUGCUGGCCACCCUGGACAAGAACCACAUAGAGGCAGACGUGACGUUCUUCAACACGCUGAUAAGGAAGAAGAGCAGGCUGGGCGACCUGGAGGGGGCAAAGGCGCUGAUACCAGUUCUGGCAAAGAGGGGCCUCAUCCCCAACCUGCAGACAUUCUGCAACUUGGCCAUUGGGUGCCGCAGGCCAGAAGACGGCCUGCAGCUCCUGGCUGACAUGCAGAAAUCCCAGAUGACUCCCAACACCCAUGUCUACAGCGCCCUCAUCAAUGCCGCUGUCAAGAGGCUGGACUAUGCCUACCUCAUCGACAUCCUGAAGGACAUGCGCCAAAACAAUGUCCCUGUGAACGAGGUGGUCAUCCGCCAGCUCGAGUUUGCAGCCCAGUAUCCCCCAACUUUUGACCGGUACAAAGGGAAAAACACCUACUUGGAGAAGAUCGAUGGCUUCCGAGCUUACUACAAGCAGUGGCUCCAAGUGAUGCCAGCUGAGGAGAUGCCCCACCCCUGGGAGAAAUUCAGGACCAAACCCAAGGGGGACUGA
Chrysochloris asiatica (Cape golden mole) is the source of this 2034-nucleotide messenger RNA. RefSeq names its product pentatricopeptide repeat domain 1 (gene PTCD1). Gene Ontology annotation, biological process: tRNA 3'-end processing. Bases 1 to 2034 code for a protein of 677 amino acids. The record is from RefSeq and is a predicted model, not a curated record. The transcript is spliced from 9 exons. Gene Ontology annotation, cellular component: mitochondrial matrix. Lineage: Eukaryota; Metazoa; Chordata; Mammalia; Afrosoricida; Chrysochloridae. Gene Ontology annotation, molecular function: protein binding; tRNA binding.